AUGGCAGAACACAAGCCAAAGUCUCUGAUGCUUCAUCAGCCAGAGUACUGGCAAGCAAUUCCUGAUGUACCGAUGCCUGCAGCCCCACCAACCUCUUCUGUAGCAGAGCUGUUCAAAAACCCUUGGGGGGAUGCCUCCGAGAUAACAGUCCCCAAUUAUCACAGUGGUUCUUAUACUAGAGUAAGAGCACAUUUAUUGAAGAUUUCAGGAAAAGGAAUUAGAUUUUGUGCAAAAGUUACAUCAACAAAGCUUGAAGAACUUAAAAAACUUGAUAGUGAAAGUACAUUGUUGCAUGAAAGUAAAAAGGCUAAGUCAAUUCCUCUUCCACCCUUAUCUAAUGCAAGUGAACUUGAUUCAAGAAAAAGAAGAGCGACUGGACCUUUAGAGAAAGCUUUUAAUGUGAAUGCAAGGGAAACUCUAGAUUUAUAUAUUGCUAGAAUAUUUUUUUCAUCUGGAUUACCUUUUCAUCUAGCAAAAAAUCCGUAUUUUGUCAAAGUUUUUUCUUAUGCUGCCAAUAAUUAUAUUGAUGGUUAUAUUCCUCCUGGAUAUAAUAAAUUGAGGACAACUUUGCUUGAGAAAGAGAAGCAACAUGUGGAGAGAAUGUUAGAACCUACUAAGAAUUCAUGGAGUGGAAAGGGAGUGAGCAUUGUAAGUGAUGGAUGGAGUGAUCCCCAAAGGAGGCCUAUUCUUAAUUUUAUGGCUGUAACUAAAAGUGGGCCUAUGUUUCUGAAAGCUGUAGAUUGUUCAGAUGAGAUCAAAGACAAGGAUUAUGUUGCAAAGCAAAUAAGAGACGUGAUAAGAGAAGUCGGUCUCUCAAAUGUAGUGCAGAUUGUGACUAAUAAUGCGCCGGUUUGUAAAGCGGCUAGUUUAUUGAUUGAAGCUGAAUUUCCAUCUGUUUUUUGGACUCCUUGUGUUGUUCAUACUCUCAACCUUGCUUUAAAGGACAUUUGUGCAGCUAAGAAUACAGAGAAGAAUAAUUUUGUCUAUCAAGAAUGCUCAUGGAUUACUCAAAUUGCUGACGAUGCUUCUUUUAUAAAAAAUUUUAUUGUUAAUCAUCAUAUGAGGUUAUCUAUUUUCAAUGAAUUUAAUACAUUGAAGUUGCUUAAUGUUGCUCCUACUCGAUUUGCUUCUACUAUUGUGAUGCUCAAAAGAUUUAGGUUGUUAAAGCAAGGCCUCAAAUAG
This is a messenger RNA of Arachis ipaensis, 1182 nucleotides long. Lineage: Eukaryota; Viridiplantae; Streptophyta; Magnoliopsida; Fabales; Fabaceae. The record is from RefSeq and is a predicted model, not a curated record.